UUUUAUUGAUAAUAAAUAAAUACACACUUAUUGCGAAUUAAUAUCAAUGUAAAGCUUUGGUCAGCUGUAUUUAAAACUAGUGCAAUAAUUAGUAACAUAGUUAACUUCGAUGUCUAUCUCAUAAUUCCAAGUUUCAACUUCGUGCAAUCUAGUGUCUACCUUCUUAAAAUAAUUGCUUUGACUUCGUACUCAAUAACUUUUUAUUUUAGGACGUGUAAAUAGAAAUUAUAGUGUAAUGCGUAUUUAUAAUAAGAAAACGUAGCCGAUUUAAAAUUCUAUCGGACCUGAAUACAGUAUUGAUCUAAUGACUUGACCUGCGCCGCGUCGUAUUACAAUGACGUCGUUCGCAAACAUGAGCCAGUCGCUGGCGGCGAGUCUGCCAGCCACCUCCAGCUCAUCAGGGUCUAACCACAACAGCACCGAGCAAGAGGACCCGCUUGCCAUGUCUAAUAUCAUAUGCAGCCUCCUCGAGAACAUGAACAAACCCUCGAGUCUACAACAGAGCGCUGCGUCCAACCCCACAGUGCCCUACGACAUCUGGGCGCUCCCCUCCUGCAGUACCCUGCAGAACCCAAACAUUGGAAACUCUAGUCGUGAGUAUGCAUCUACGUCAAAUAACAACAAUCAAAGUCAUGUCAAAGAAGACACUUCUAGCGGCUCGCUCGGCACUUCAUCUUCCGUCUCUAUCACCUGCUUCCGGUGCGAAGAGCGCACACCGACAACCCGCUGUCUGGAAUGCAAUGAUCUGUACUGUCACGACUGCUGCCAUAAGGUGACUUCGGACUGCCAACUACGUGAGCACACCUUAUUACCUAUUCAUCAAAUAUCGCCUAUUGGGGCGAGACCAAACUCUGUUACCAACGAUAAAGAAGUGAUGUACUGCGAGCUCCAUUGCGACCCCGUAAGGUAUUAUUGUGAAGCUUGCAUUAUCUUUAUUUGUCAAGAAUGCACUUUAUGGGUGCACAAAGAUCACUGCUAUUCUCCCAUAAAAGGUGCGCUUGACAUGUGUCGUAUUGGAGUAUUUAGAGCUAUAGAAGACACAAAAACUGGCACAAAAGCGAUAAAAACUGCUAUCGAUCGUGCUGUGGCCAUGUCAAAGGCUUAUGAAAAGGAAACGGCGGAAGCGAAUAUGAAAAUCAGAAAAGCUAUGCGGUGUUUCGCGCAGGCUAUUGAGGAUCGAGAGAAGUAUCUUCUGGAUAAGGUUGAGAAAAUGCGUCAAGCGAAGAUGAAUGAACUGACUGAUCACAUGAACACCUUACGUGGUAUAUUAGCUGGUCUUGCGCAUACCAAUGAAACAUUAGUUCGCAGUAUGGAUUCAGAAGGCAUCGAGCUAUUUAUGGCGAAGGAAAAAGGGAGAGCUCAAGUGGAUUAUUUCUCCUGUAUGUUCAAAAAUAUGUACACAACUGAAGAACGAAUUAUGUUCAUACCACCUAAUUAUGAUCUAGUUGAUCAAAUAAAAAGACAGUGUGAUGUCCAAUCGGCUCUUGUUAACCCUAUCCAUGCCUUAAAUCCUUCAUCAUCAAUACAAUCUCGUCAAUCUUUGCUGCAUUCGCUGCAAUCUGCUCAAUCGUAUCCAUCGCAAACGUACCAAAAUAUGUCUGCUAAUAGCAGCCUCCGAUCGUUGCCAGACUAUACAACGAGUCACACACGAUCUACCAAUUACUAUGACCACAGCAUUUCAUCCAGUAUCGCUAUGGAUUCAAGCGCGGCACGAGGAACAGGACAGGCAAUACCUGGAUAUUGGAAUUCUGUGUCAGUGAAGCCGACCAGGAGCCCAGUUCCCGGCGUCCCAAUGUUUUCGUUUGGCAGAGAAGGCCAAGAAGAAGGCCAGGUAUCCAGACCUUGGGGGUUGUGUGUUGAUAGAGAGGGCAACAUAAUUGUAGCGGAUAGAAGAAACAACCGCAUUCAAAUAUUCAACAAUCGUGGAGAAUUCAGAACAAUGUUCGGUUCGAAGGGAACCGGACCUGGCGAGUUCGAUUUACCAGCUGGUAUAACUACGGACACUUACGGACGUAUUAUUGUUAUAGAUAAGGAUAACCAUAGAGUACAGAUUUUUACUUCUUCGGGUAAUUUUAUCUUAAAAUUUGGAUCGUUCGGUAAGGAAUGUGGACAGUUCCAGUAUCCUUGGGACGUUGCUGUAAAUACGCUUGGUAGUAUAGUUGUAACAGAUACUCGUAAUCAUCGCAUACAAUUGUUCACUAGUGACGGUACUUAUAUAACUAAGUUUGUGUUCGAAGGAGCUAAUCCCGCUAAGCUAUUGAAAGGUCCGACGACUCCUCGCGGAGUGUGCUUUACCACUUCGGGUAACAUAAUCGUAUCCGAUUUUGAGAACCAUCGUUUGCUGAUGGUGGACCCCACGCUGUCCAAAGUGUUACACUGCGUGGGGCGCGAGGGUUCAGGCAUCGGCGAGCUUAACCGCCCCUCGGGCAUAGUGACGGACGAUGGUGGCCUCAUAAUCGUGGCUGAUUCAAAGAAUCACCGCGUUCUGGUAUUCACGUCAGAGCUCCGGAUACUGUGGGCCGUAGACCUCAAGAGCCCCGGGCUCGACGACAAGGACAGGCCGAGUGACGUCGCCCUCACUCCGGAGGGCUACCUGGUCGUACUGUUCGAAACGUUGCCGGACACCGCGCGCGAUAUUUCCUCCCACGGCAAGCAAUACAUCAAGGUAUACUGACUGACUAGAUACGUAAAGGUAUAACUACGUUGUGGACCCUAGGUCUCUUUAUAUGAUUAUGUUUUUGUUUGUUUGUGUUGUGAUUGAUUUCAUAAUGUGCCAAUUUUUAUUAUAUUUGAGAAAUCCCAAUCGAGCAUAGCUUGUGCCGGAGAAUUGAUAUUUGUUUACAAAAUAUAUUGCACAAAUCAAAUUCUCCAUUAACCAUAGAACUUCGUUACCAUAUUAUUUUCUUUUCCGUAUAAUGAACUAGUCUUUAAGGGCCAAACGUUAGCAAUGUGCAUUGUGCACAUAAUUUGUUUUGUCACACAGCAAUUUCCGCUAAUCAUAUCGACGAAAUGAAAUAACCUAUAAAAUAGUCGCAUUUUUGUAAAGAUGAAAUACUCGUGCGAUCCAUGUAAUAAUAAAUUAAAAUCAAUCGUCAAAAUAGCUAUUUUAUUAUGAUAGAAGAUCACAUUGUGAUUUAAAAGAUGUUUUUUAUGUGAGAUAAUUUAAAUUAGCUUAAAAAGUUUUCUUUUUUUCAAUAUGUUACUUUUGCGUUCUUUUUCUUGUUUAAUGAAAUAUUGGGGACGUUAUGAUUUAGGUCUUUGCAAGUUGUUUUGCGUAUUAUUAUAAAUAAUGAUUGUGUUUUUAUUAGUUCCGUGGAAUGAGGCUUUAUAAUUUAGCCCAUAUUAUAUUUAGUUUAUACAUAUCUUUGACUGCUUCGUUUAGACUUUUUUUUUAUUUAAUACUUGGUUUUGGUGGGGAUAAGACAACUGAGCUAAGGAAUUAAUGCAAUAAACUUUGAGACUGACUUUAGAAGACUGUCUUAAAGAUGAGGGGAGGAAAGGGCACGUUGCGGUGCGGCAGUAGUAGCAAGGGUAGGCGAGGAGGGAUUAUGAGGGCAAGGUGGGAGAAUCGUACGGUCGUUUAAUGAAAUUUUAGAUAUUAAAUUUAUUUUUUUGCUAUCUUGCAUUAUAAUUGGAUUCGCGCAACUUAAUGUGUUUUGUUUGCAUUCGUAUUAUUUUUAUUCGUAUUUAAUUACUAUUGGUACGUGCGACUGGUUUAAUUUAAUUUCAAAGGACUGAAUUAGUUAACUUAAUUUGCGGUGUUUUUAAAAAAAGAACUCUUUUUGUAUUUUUUAUGUGGCUAAAUUAAAUUUAUUUUUUUUAAAUAUUAUCGCGUUAGUCCCGAUUAAAUUAGUUGAUGAUAUUAGUUAAUUCAAUAGAUAUAUGUAUAUGUAGAUAUUUAUAAUAUUAUCUAUAAUUAAUUUGUAGUCGCGUUUCGUUUAGAUAAAAUAUUUUAGCGAAAUUCAUCCUUGAACUAAUAUGGAUUAUAGUUAUAUUUUAAAACUUCCUAAGUAUCGAAUGUAUUCGAUUUAUGAUGUGUUCAUUCUGUAUGUGUUCACUAUGUAUGUAGGUAUAGUAUAGAUUCAUCGUUUAAUCAAUGUCUAGUAAAUGCGUGCCGUAGUUGCGUGAAGUAAUCGCUUCCAAACUAUAGUAUUUUGUAGACCAACGCACGGAUUUUGUACGGUGUCUCUAAACGCGCUGAAAUCAAAAGUAGGGUCUCAUUAGAGGAAGGGGCGCGGGGGGUGCCCCGGCGUCCAAUCAGUUACUAGUACUUUAGCGCGCAGUGCAGUUGUCUGUUGUACGCGAAUCGUUUCCGUUCACAGCGCAAUAUCCGUGCCGAGGCCUACAAUAUGUUAACUCGUGCAUAAUAAUAUUAUCUCACUGGUUUGCCUUUUCAGCACAGAAAGUUAGCUCUUAAUAAAUCCUAUUAAAUAUAAUCGUCCUAAUGUUAUUCGCCUUCGAAUCAUGUAUCAAAAAUACCAAAGCUAAUAAAUAAUAUACAGUGCUAUCAAACAGUAUGUACCGCUUCUAGUGUUAAAUUAAUUGUCAAGUUAGUUAUAUAACAGUGACUAGGAUAAAUACCCUCCCGUAAUAUUAGUUAUGUUAAAUUUAAUGUGUUAGUGUAGAAUUUUUCACGUUUAUACUUAGAAUUAAAAGUAGUUUUAAGGCGUGACUUCUAACAAAAAAAAUUAGCUUAAAAUUAUUGACAUAAAGUUCUAUUUGCAGUAGGUAUCAUUGAUUGUAAAAUUGAUGUUUGAAGUCAAAUAGGAAUGGUAACAGAUCACUUGUACUAAUGUUGUUUUUGCUUUAUUUCUCUGUUUUGAUCUCGUUUUCGUCUGACAUGCGUUCACAGUUGGCCUUUCACACGCGAAGAACUUACUCCUUUGUUUUAACAAAUUACUCUCCCAUUAACAAACGCGACAAAUAAAGUUAAGAAUGAUUUCUUAAUCAUCAUAAUUUUUACACUCUAUGACGAAAUAUUUUGACGUUUGCUGUCGGAUGGUUGAGUCGUGUGUUCGCCAGCGCCAUCUUGAAUUGGAAUCUAGCAAAAACAAUGUAUAUUAUAGAAUUUAGUGGCCAUGUAGCAGAGUGAGUCUUCAAUUACGGUCAAUUAAGAAUUCCGCAUGAAUCAUAGACUAAUUUUUAUUUCAUAUCAUAAUAACAAUUAUUAAUAUUACUUAAUUUUGUUUUUUUCAGUGCCAUUAUUAAAAGUAUUAUGUUAUUUUUAAAAUAAUAUUUUGCAUGAAAUGCAUUUUUUUAUAUUAUUGGAGAAUUUUACAAAAUUAUGGAACUCGGGACGUUAGUUAUUUUUGUACUAUGUGGAAUCUCGGUAUUUUGGACGGUGUUUUACAUUCUUGCAUAACACAAAGUGGAAUUGCAAAGCGAAUUCUUAAUAAUAUUUUGCUAGUGUAUUCAAGCGAUUGAUUCAGAUUUUUACAGUGUCAGAUUUUUAUCACGACGGUCUGACAACCAGACAGAAUUUGUUUAAAUAAUUAUUAUUUUGAUAACUAAUGGAGUUCUUCUGUCGAGUUAUUUUUCGGCUUAUUAAACUUUGUUAGCCAAGAGUUGAUAAAAACGUUGACAACACCUGAACGCCUCGUACCACGAAACUCGUAGUGCGAUAAUUAAGCGACAGUUGCUCAUAUUAUAUUUUAUCAACUCUCGGUGAACACGACAUAUCUCUUUGUUCUUAUGAACGGCUAACUCUUAAGGUUUUUGUAUAAUUUUGAAUUUUAGUUUAGAUUUAUUUCGUUACACGCUUAACGUGAGUGAUAGUGGAUCGGUGACAGUUGACAUGUCCACGACGAACGGCAUUGUGUGUGAUACGUGCUCUGUUGUCGACCUGUCGCCGAUCUAGUAAUGACCACUUUGUAAAAGUGAACCAAAAUAAAAAAGCAUAAUAUUGUUUAUGAUGUAAUCGCCCAAUCGAGAGAUUUGAUCGAAUGUGAGGACCUGCUAGCUACUAGCAGUAUAAUUGUGGUUUUGUGAUAAUUACAAUGAAAUUGGGACAUAGAAGCUUGAUUUUUUAAGACAGGUUCAUAAUUUUGUGCUGCUCUACUAACCAAUUUGUGUUUUUGAUAUUUACCUAUAGAACUAACUGUAAGAACCAACAUUUAACGUAAGACGUAUUCUCGUUUGUACUCAGAUUAGUUUCUAACAAGUAUCGCAAGAUGGAGCUUUUUUGUUCGUUAUUCAAAAGCGUUAUAAAACCGCGAGCGUACUGAGAGCAGCACUCAAUAAUGAAUCAAGGGGCCAUAUUUUGAUAAGGACACCGUGGCGACGCAGCCACUCGUGCCAGCGUGGUGUCCGUAAGCUAUCAAAUUAGACACUAGUUUGGUAGCCUACGGACAGCACACCAUACAAACACCAGAGUCGGGACACCACACUGAGACGGUAUCGAAAUGUAAAUUGAUGCUUUGAAUUUCGUUAAUAAACCUUUCUAAAUUAUCCAUCGUUUGCAAUUAACAAACGAAAUUUAAAAAAAUCACAAUAAAGUUGCAUGCAAUGAGGUGGCAUCACUGGCGGCCGGACUGGCGGCCAAGUGAGUGAGACACCAUACAGCUCUAGUAAUUAGUGGAGGCACGAUCAGCGUGGCGUCGCGACCAUUAACAUUAUGUGCACGCGUCCGAGCUGGUUGCGCAACUAAUCGGACGCCAGUAUAUAUUUUUUUGAUAGCGGCGAUUGGCUGCGCCGCCAUGAUGUCCCGGUGAAAUAUUGCCCAAAUUGUGUUUGAAAUGCCGAUCGAACGAACACAUAAAUUAUACCCAUGAGGCAGAUCUGUGUAGAGUCGAGACGCAAUACGAUGACUGCUUGUAAGAAUGUAGUGAGUCACAUUGAGAGAGAGAUACGUUAUAAUUGUGGUAUUUUUAAUGUUAACUUUAGCAGCUUGACAUGUGUUAGUCUUAGAUUUAAUCAGACAUUCGUCUCCUCUUGUUUAUUCUAGUGUAAUCAUCUAUUUUAAACCAUAAUAUCGAUUAUAGUCACGCAUUUGUAACCGUAGCUGGUUAAAAUAUAUUUCACAUAUAAUCUUGCAUUCGUAAAUGAGUAGAUGGAGUGUUUGCGAUGUAUGAAAUUGUAAUAGGACAUAGCUAAUUAUAAAGGGGAGAUGAAUGUGGACGUGUUUCUAUGUAUGUGUAUUAAUUAGGCGUAGAUAUUUUUAUACUUGUUCCUCGGUCAAGGUCAUUGCGACUGGCCGUUGGGGAAGUGCGGGUGUUCUAGUCGUUUCUGAUGUCAAAUUAUAGUUAGAUAUAUCUUGCCAUAUUGAUUCUAGUGUUCGUGUAAUUAUUGGAGUCCGUGUGGCGUGGCCAAUUUGAUUUGGCUGCGAGGAAAUUUUUUAGCAUUAAUUCGGUUUUUUAUUUGAUUCGAUUUCCUCUUUGUUUCUGGUGUUGGUGGAAAGUUGAACAAUAUACCGCACAUAUUGUUAAAAUCAUAGUCAAAAUCUAAUGUAUUUUAAUUAAUAAGUUCGCUUAGAUUAUAGAAACUAUAUUUAGUUUUUGCAUGCAAGUAAGUGACACUGUAAACAGUAGCUUUCUUAUUAAUAAACGCAUUGUGAAGUUACUCCCAAGUUCAAAAUUACUUCUCUCUGUCAUGUAAUUCUGUAGUGACAAAGGUCAGUUAAAGCAAAAAAGUUUUCAAUUUGGAAUAACUUUACUUCGCGUUUAUUAAUAACAUAGUAGUAGUUUUAGAUAUGAGACAACAACAUUACAUAACUUCAGAUAAAUCACGCAUGAAUUUACUAUUUAGUUUAGUACAGCGUACAGCUAUGGAGUCGUACAGGCCAGAGAGUCGAGAUUGAGAAUGUAAACAAUAAUCCAGGAAGGUGUGCCAAUAUCUAUAAUAGAUAAAAUUACAAUACCGAUUAUCAAUUAUGAUUAAGUAUUAUUGUUUUCGAGUGAAAUACACCUACGAGCAUUAUUAUGAUUAUUGUAAAUGUAUAAGUCGUACUGAUGAACUAAAUGUUAAAGACGGCUCGAUCUCGGAUAUGUCAGGAGUCAGUCGACCACAAAUAGAGGGCGCUUCUGGCGUUCUGACGUGUCAUUAUUUAAUAAAUAACAAAAUAACUGCACAACAAGCAAUAGAAUAGUUUUGAGUUUAAUGAUUUUAUAAUAAAUCAUUACUACGUUUUUUGGCACUUGGAAGCUUCUGUUUCGGUAUACUUGAAAAAAAAACUUCAAAUUUAAAUUUAUAUAUAUCUAUAUGUCUAUAUCUAUAUGGCUAUAUUUCACUGGGGCACCACGGUGGCGCGACUGGUUACUCCACCGUGGUGUCCGUAAGCUACCAAAAUAGACACCACACAGACACCAGAGUCAUGACGAGUCCGAGCUAGUCGCGCCGCCAAAUUGGUUGCGCGACCAAACGGACACCAGCUGAGUAACUCUAUACAGCUGUAUACAUUUUGUUGGUAGCGGCGACCUGUUGCGCCACUGUGGUAUCCCCACGGACCUGUAUAAAUACCACUGGACAGGCUGUUUCACAGCAAAUUUUUUGAAGCGACACUCGCGAGCGUCCUAAGGACUAAUGUACACGUAAUACUUGUAGUAUUUUUGCAUUUUGAAUUAAUUUUGUUCGUUCUCCGUGUUAUUCAUACUUCAAGAAUAAAGUACAUAAUUUUUUUUUGCAAAUAAUUUCCCGCCAUCUAUCGAUGUUUGCUGAGGUUGACAUCACUAGUUUUAGCGCUACAUGGCCAACAGCGCCAAAAUGGCGAAUAUCAAACGGGCUCAAAAGCACUUUGACAGCCGCCUGUCCAGUGGUAUAUAGUAGAGAUCAGUGGGUGUCCCGGUGAAAUAUAACUCUAAAAGUCUGUUUAUAUUCAUUAUCUCUUCUCGCUGGCAUGAUGAACAAGACUCGUAGUCACAUAAUAACCCACCAGCACAACGCCCUUAAAUUGAUUGUAUGAUUUUGUAUGUACUGCACCACCAUUGUCAGAUUUAUAAAUAAUUAGUGAAAUUGUAGUUGCUUAGGACCGGAAACGACUUGCCCGUAUAGAUAAUGUUAGAUACCGUACCUACCUCACUUGCAAAAGCAUAAAGACUGACUGAUAAGGAUUAACUAACGCGCGGUGGUCAAAUCACCAGAGCAUUAGAGAGUCUGUUGUCUAGAGUAAAGUGGAUACUUGCACUCUUUUAAUGAUUUGAUUCACUUUAAAUUAAGCGUCCAAUGUAAUCGAAACUUAAUUUUUUGUUCCAACAUCGCAUAACGAGACGGCAACAGUCUUUUUUUUAUAUAAUUGUGUAUAUUACGUUACUCUCCUGUAAUAUUGUUGAAAGAAGACUGAUAUUUUAUAAAUGUUCCUAUAUUUUAAUUUAGAAUAAUUUACUGCCUACCAUAUUAAUUCACUUUAUUUUUAACCCUUCGGUAAAGAUCAUUAAUUCAAGUCUUGUAAUCUUAUCAAAUGUGCAUGACGCUAUAUUAUGUCGUGGAUUUUUUGAAAGUUUUAAUGCAAUUUUGUAUGAAAAUUAAUCAAGUGAUUGAAAAAAUAAU
Molecule: messenger RNA, 9480 nt
Organism: Leptidea sinapis
Lineage: Eukaryota; Metazoa; Arthropoda; Insecta; Lepidoptera; Pieridae
Gene: wech
Product: protein wech
Exons: 2
Coding region: 335-2674 (779 amino acids)
Biological process (GO): proteasome-mediated ubiquitin-dependent protein catabolic process; protein polyubiquitination
Molecular function (GO): protein binding; ubiquitin protein ligase activity; zinc ion binding
Source: RefSeq, a predicted model, not a curated record